GGUGACGCCUCACUGACGCAAGGCUACGUUGUGACGCGGGGCUACGUGGUGACGUCACGGCGUGGUGAUUGUUGUCGUUGGAGCUCCUGGAAGUCCGGAGGUUUCUGCUCGUUCUCUCCGGACUCACUGGUGUCUUUAACCGGACUCUGACUCCUCCAUGAGGCGGUCACAGCUCAGCCCGUCCUCGGACCCCGCACACGAGUCCCCGGAGACUUCACCGGCAUUUAACGGCAGCUGCAGCAGCUAGCUUAGCUUAGUUUAGCUUAGCUUAGCGGCUGAGCCCGACGAGGAGGAGAAUCAGCUGACACCAGCAGGAACCCCGCUAAGAAACGCAUGGCGUCAUCUUUUAAAAUCCCGAAGAGGAAACACCCUGCAGACUCUGACUCCGCCCACGUGCACGUGCAGUCACCGCUGUCCCGCCUCCAGGGCCCCGCCCCUCAGCUUCAGGGCUACGGGGCCACUGACAGGGUGCAUGCUGGGAAUAAAACAUCCUGUCAGCCUCUGUUCAGGGACGUGGUCAAAACCAUACUGGGCCUCAAUGGGGGCGGAGCCUCGCCAGCAGCCAAUCGCAGGCCACCAGGAAGUGAGUCGACAUCGGCCAGCCUCACUAACAGGUGGCGUCCUCAGAGAGCAUCGGACCGGCUGCUGAAGCCUCAGGUGACUUUAGAGUCUCCACCACAGAAGAAGAAGAGCACAGUCCCUGGGAGCAUCUCCGUGGAGUCUCUGGACUCUCUGGCUGAGCUGAGGCAUGAUGGGAGUCUGAGUUCCUCCAACCACAGCACGGGCAGGAGACACCAGCAGGUGUCUACAAGUCCUCCAGAGUCUCCUGUCAAACAGAAGAAGUCGUCGUCGUCCGUCUCAGGUUCAGAUCCAGCGUCAGAGGACGACUUCCUCUCCCCGUCCAGGACCAGACUCCCAGCGGCUAAGGCUCGUCCCUCGUCCUCGUCUGUCUCCACGUCCGAGCCGAGGACGCCGAGGACGCCGAGGACGCCGGAGGACGUGAGGGAACGUCAGAGAGAAAGAUGGAGGGAGUUCAGGGAGAGGAGGACCAGGCUGGAGGUCCUGAAGAAGCCGAGGAAACAGAACCAGAACCCGACAGAACCCAUCGUACUGUCCAGUGAAGACGAGGAGGACGACAGAGACGACGCAGCGGUGACGCCGCGGAGCUGCAGGCCCUCAGAGACGGGUCUUUCGCUGCCGCCUCCUUCCUUCCUGCAGCUGGACUUCUCCUCGCUUCACGCCGGCCUGAUGGACGCCGCCGCCGACCACAAGAUGACGAUCACAGACAACGGCAUCACGCUUCCCCUGAAAGGGGAGGAGAAUGGGGAGGUGACAGUGGUGGCGUCUCAGCUUCGUGGUUAUGGCGUCUGGGAUGGAGGCGUGGCUAAGGGCGGGGGUCUGCUGGCUGCUUGGGAAGGCCCCGCCCCCUCACUGCUCUUCCUGUGGGUGACUGAUGCCCAGGCCAACGUCCUGCAGAGGGAGCUGUCGGCCAUCCAGACCUGCACUGCCUCCGGUCCCCCCUGCCCCUUCCUCCUGGUGGUCCUGAGGGAGCAGCUUCAGGAGCUCCAGUCUGCUCUCUUGGCUUCCAUCCUGGACAUGGAGGAGUACAGGCAGGGACGCACCUCCUCCUCCUGCUCCUCCUCCUAUGGGGGGCUGGCCUCCCCUCUGGACUGGACCGAGGGACUGGCUCUCCUCCACAGCUGCCCUCCUCCUCUGGACCAGCAUCUCCUCAGACUCCUGGGCCACUCAGCGAAAUCUGGUCAGAAGAAAACCAGCGCUCCUCAGCAGCUCCCAACCAGGCUGGUCCAGUAUCCUGUGUCUCCUUGUAAAGGACGGAUCACUAUCUCUCAGGAGGACAUGUCCUGUCUGGAGGACGGAAACUACCUCAACGACGUCAUCAUAGACUUCUACCUCAAGUUCCUCCUCAUGGAGGGGGUGGAGGACGACUCUGUGUCCAAGAGGAGUCACGUCUUCAGCAGCUUCUUCUUCAAACAGCUGAGCAGGAGACGAACGGCGGGGGAGGACGGCGCCCCCUGUGUCCAGGACCGCUACGUGAGACACCAGAGGGUGAAGACGUGGACACGCAGUGUGGACAUUUUCACCAAAGACUUCCUGUUUGUGCCUGUCAAUCAAGAGUCCCACUGGUUCCUGGUGGUGGUGUGUUUCCCUGGUCUGGAGGACGUCCAGUUCCAGAAGUUCCAGCCACGAGAAGGUGACAGAUCAGAGAGAGAAGCUCCGCCUCCGGAGUGCAGUGAACUGGGCUGCAGGAGAACAUCAGUGUUAAAGAGGCCGUGUGUUCUCGUCAUGGAUUCGUUGAAGCUGUCGCAGCAUGAGGACGUCUGCAGACUCAUCAGAGAGUACUUGCAGGUGGAGUGGGAGGUGCGGAGGAGAACGUCCCGUGUCUUCAGCACCAUGAGGAGCUGCAGCUGUAGAGUUCCUCGACAGGACAACAGCAGCGACUGUGGAGUUUACCUGCUGCAGUACGUGGAGGCCUUCCUUCAGGUAACUCCUCCCCCUUCCUUCAGGUAACUCCUCCCCUUCCUUCAGAACCCUGUGGUGCACUUCGACCUCCCGCUGCGAUUGGACGGCUGGUUCCCGCGGCAACGAGUGCGCCAGAAACGCAGCGAGAUACGGAGUCUGAUCAUGAGGCUGCACUUCCUGUCCCGCCAAAAUAAGACUCACUAGCGCAAUAUUCUGCUACCUGUUGUUUGUAAAAUAAAAGCAAGUAUUUUAUUCUUUAUUCAUCUUCCUGUUGUUUAUAAAAUAAAAGUAUUUAUUUCA
Mugil cephalus (flathead mullet) is the source of this 2781-nucleotide messenger RNA. It is a transcript of the gene senp7b, whose product is annotated as SUMO specific peptidase 7b. Gene Ontology annotation, biological process: protein desumoylation. Bases 334 to 2529 code for a protein of 731 amino acids. The transcript is spliced from 20 exons. NCBI's taxonomy places the organism in Eukaryota, Metazoa, Chordata, Actinopteri, Mugiliformes, Mugilidae. The record is from RefSeq and is a predicted model, not a curated record. Gene Ontology annotation, molecular function: SUMO-specific endopeptidase activity. Gene Ontology annotation, cellular component: nucleus; cytoplasm.